GUAAUGGGCGUUUUAGUCGACAAUGAACCUGAACAGAAGAAGAAGAAGAGCCACAAUAUUGACAUUAAAGUAAGGCACAUUGACCUAAUUCUUUAAGGGAAAACCUGAAAAGUGCUCUCUCAACAUGGAGGCGGUCGUUAGCCUCCUAAAUGUUUUCCACAGUGAGGACGGAGGAUUUCCUGUGACACUCGGCCUCUUUCUCAUCUUUCUAUGUCUUCUCUACUGGUAUUCAGUGUACCCGUUCUCAGUUCUCUCUCGAUGUGGCAUCAAACAUCCAGACACAGUGCCUUUCUUUGGCAACCUAUUCAUGUUUCGCCAGGGUUUCUUUGGCCCGAUAUCUGAUCUCAUAAGGACUCAUGGCAGGGUUUGUGGGUACUAUUUGGGGCGCAGACCGGUGGUGGUGAUAGCCGACCCUGACAUGCUUCAACAAGUGAUGGUCAGAGACUUUAGCAGUUUCACAAACAGAAUGGCUUUUCGCUUUGCCACCAAACCCAUCAGUGACUGUCUCCUCAUGCUGAGGAAUGAACACUGGAAAAGAGUGCGGAGCAUCCUGACCCCGUCCUUCAGUGCUGCCAAGAUGAAAGAGAUGGUUCCACUCAUUAACACAGCCACUGAUGCCCUAAUGAACAACCUGGAUGUAUAUGCGGAGUCUGGAGAGGCCUUUGACAUCCACAAAUAUUUUGGCUGGUUCACCAUGGACGUUAUUGCCAGUGUGGCAUUUGGAACGCAAGUGGACUCUCAGAAAAACCAAGACGAUCCAUUCGUCCGCCACGCUCAGAUGUUCUUUUCUUUCUCUUUCUUCAGGCCGUUGUUGCUGUUUUUCAUGGCUUUUCCUCACAUCAUGGCUCCACUUGCGGGACUCCUCCCCAAUAAAAGACGGGACCAGAUGAAUCAUUUCUUUAUCAACACCAUUCAGCAAAUCAUCAAGCAGAGAGAGGAACAGCCUCCGGAACAGAGACGCAGAGACUUCCUUCAGCUGAUGCUGGACGCUCGCACCAGCAAAGAGACUGUGUCUGUGGAACAUUUCGAUACACUGAACCACACCGAUGACCUCAGUCACAGGAACCAGCAAGCACGGCCGUCGGCCUCGGAUCACAGCAGUCCUCACGCGCAGGGGCCGCACACCAGAGGGCCUCAGAGAAAGAUGAUAACCGAGGAUGAGAUUGUGGGUCAGGCUUUAGUCUUCCUCCUGGCAGGCUAUGAAACCAGCAGCAACACGCUGGCUUUCACCUGCUACCUCCUGGCUCUGCACCCUGACUGUCAACACAGACUCCAGGAAGAAGUGGACGAGUUUUUCAUUAAAUAUGAGUCACCAGAUUACGCAAAUGUUCAGGAGCUGAAGUAUCUGGACAUGGUUAUAUGUGAGGCCUUGCGACUCUACCCUCCUGGAUUCAGGUUUGCACGAGAAAUCGACCAUGAUUGUGUGGUGAAUGGCCAGUUCCUCCCUAAAGGAGCCACGCUGGAGAUCCCCGCGGGUUUUCUCCAUCAUGACCCAGAGCAUUGGCCAGAACCUGAAAGGUUCAUCCCUGAGAGAUUCACCCCUGAGGCCAAGGCCAAUCGACAUCCAUUUGUGUACCUGCCGUUUGGGGCCGGACCCCGAAACUGUGUGGGGAUGAGACUCGCUCAGCUGGAGAUCAAAAUGGCAUUAGUUCGUCUGUUUCACAAAUACAACAUUGUGGCCUGCACUGAGACGAAGGUUCCUCUUGAGCUGAAGUCAGCAAGCACUCUGGGACCGAAAAACGGCAUCUUUGUGAAAAUCACGAGGAGAGACGUGGACGGCAAUUAACUUCACAUCCAGAUGAUUUGAAAACUCACUUUGUAGGGAUUCACUUUAAAUGUGUGUGCAGUUUUCUCAAUCAGAAAUACUUGAAUCUAUAAAUAUAUAACUUAGACUUUGGUUGUUGUUGUCGUGCUCAUCUAGUGGCUCAUCGCGUCAUGAUGAAUGGGACGUGCAAAGAGUGUCAGGUUCGAGAAGAAGUGAAAAACAGUACUGUGAUCUACUGUCGUGCAUAGCAAUCCUGGAUAAUGUGCAGCUUGUAUUAAGAACAGACUAAAACACUCUUGUUAAAAUAACCAUUUCUGUAUAUUUUCCAUUUCACCAGGAGCAGACUAUAACAGAUGUACAGUGUGCUUCUUUAUGAUUAUCCUGUUUUUUAAAUAUUAUGAUGAUUUAUGACAGUGAAUUCAUGUUUCUGUGAAACAAUGUAACUCGGUGGCUAAAAUGAUAAAAGUUGAAUAAAGCGAGCUGCUGUGCUACCCUUAAAA
This is a messenger RNA of Solea senegalensis (Senegalese sole), 2265 nucleotides long. RefSeq names its product thromboxane A synthase 1 (platelet) (gene tbxas1). Lineage: Eukaryota; Metazoa; Chordata; Actinopteri; Pleuronectiformes; Soleidae. The transcript is spliced from 14 exons. Gene Ontology annotation, molecular function: oxidoreductase activity, acting on paired donors, with incorporation or reduction of molecular oxygen; iron ion binding; heme binding. The record is from RefSeq and is a predicted model, not a curated record. The coding region runs from base 125 to 1786 and encodes 553 amino acids.